AAAGUAUAAAAGCGGCCCAUGCAUUCAGUGUCAAAACUCUCUUUUUUUUGGACAAAUUAAUGAAUACUCUGAUCAUGGAACAAAUUAAAAACAUUUUGCUAUUGUUUUCAGUGUCUUUUGUAAUUAAUUCUCAAGCUUCACCAGAAAAUGCUCAGACAAAGCAAGAUGCAUCAUCUGUGGUUAUUGCUACUGAGUACUAUAAUAUGGGAUCCAAUGAAGAGGCUGUCUACUUACCCUUCCCUGAUGAUUCUAAAUAUCUCCAAGACGUGUCUUCAGAUUUACGUGAAAUCCAGUUUACCCUUAAAGAGACAUUGUGUCUAAAAUCAGAGACCCAAACUCCUGAGCACUGUCUAUUUCGAGACAAUGGUGAGAUAAAAGUCUGUACAGCUCAUUUUGAUGAGGAGAAUAAUCUAGAGAACAUGACGUGCAAUGCUGCGGUUAAGAAAUCUCGCACAAAAAGAUCCCUUAAGAAACUCAAAAAGAAACUCAAAGAGAAAUUCAAAAAGACAUUCAAUAAGGAUGUCAAAAAGAAACUCAAAAAGACAGCAAAAGACUUUUUAAAAAAGAAGGCAAUUGAUUUAAUAAAGUCUUAUGGGAAGCGAUAAAAAAAAAUAUGUAUUAUGUUGCCUCUUGCUAUAUUACAGUGGCGUAUUUAGAUUUUGUGCUGCCCUAGGCACUCAAAAUUCUGCUGCCCCCCUACCCCCACCCAUCCCUAAGGUUUUAGGCCUUUUGGGAGGGGGGCGGAGAGUAAUGUGAAUUUUUUUUUCAUGGAAUUUCCAAAGUAAAUGUUCACAAGGACUUGCAAAACAUUUGCAUACACACAGUUAUACACAUACACAAACAUGCACACACACACAUAUUUAUCUAUUGGCGCAAUGUAUAUAAACCCCCAAAUACAGAUUUCUUGAUACAAUGCUUCCCUAAACAGAAUACAAAGUGCCGAAAGCCAACAGAACUAAAGGCAGUAGCUAGCUCAAUUUCUUAUUAUACCCCCAUACAAUGUAAGCUCUUUGGGCAACAUUUCUUAUUAUAUACCUGUAUAAUACUUCUAAAAAAACUCUAAGCUUUUUCACAAAUAUAGCCACAAAAAACGUGCUGCCCCUCUCCAAUCUGCUGCCCUAGGCAUGUGCCUUGUUUGCCUAGGCCAAAAUACACCCCCGCUAUAUUAUUUUUAUAUUACUGCAAAUAAAUGAUUUUGAACGUUUUGAUGAUAUAAUUGUUAUUAUCAAUAUGAAAAAUAAAAAUAAACAAUGAAUCACUUCUGAUUACCAAA
Molecule: messenger RNA, 1273 nt
Organism: Bombina bombina (fire-bellied toad)
Lineage: Eukaryota; Metazoa; Chordata; Amphibia; Anura; Bombinatoridae
Product: cathelicidin-6
Exons: 4
Coding region: 60-605 (181 amino acids)
Biological process (GO): defense response
Cellular component (GO): extracellular region
Source: RefSeq, a predicted model, not a curated record